Messenger RNA from Cyanistes caeruleus (blue tit), 1018 nucleotides. RefSeq names its product feather keratin B-4-like. Gene Ontology annotation, molecular function: structural constituent of cytoskeleton. Gene Ontology annotation, cellular component: intermediate filament. The record is from RefSeq and is a predicted model, not a curated record. Lineage: Eukaryota; Metazoa; Chordata; Aves; Passeriformes; Paridae.
CCUCCACACCACAACCAUGGCCUGCAACAGCCUCUGCCGUCCCUGCGGACCCACCCCGCUGGCCAACAGCUGCAACGAGCCCUGUGCCCUGCAAUGCCAGGAUUCCCACGUUGUCAUCAACCCUUCCCCUGUGCUGGUCACCAUGCCAGGACCCAUCAUGACCUCCUUCCCCCAGAACACUGCCGUUGGAUCCACCUCCUCGGCUGCCGUGGGCACUGAACUCAGUGUGCAGGGACAGCCCAUCUCUGGUGGCUUUGGUGGAUUUGGUGGCUUUGGCUAUGGCCUUGGCUAUGGCCGUGGAUUUGGCUACGGGCUGGGAGGCCUGGGCUGCUAUGGCAGAAGGGGUGGCUACAUCUGCUGAGGGCCCUCGGCACCGCCUCUUACACCAACCACCAGCUCAGGGCUCUGGCAACAGCUCCUACAAGCAAAGCACUUCAGCUGAUCUUUGUCCUCCUUGCACCUCACAACAGUUUAUUUAUUUCCACUUUUAUCUCCUGGAGUUUCAUUCUUUCCAACCAAUAAAGUUUUCCUGCAUCAAACCUUGCAUGCCUCCUUAUCUUUUUUGCUCAAAUGAUCUGGCAUUCUCUCCCAGCACAUUCUACAGCUCAAAAGUCGUUCAGGGUACCUGGAACAGGGUAGCAACACUUCUCCUUACAUAUAUCUCAAAAGAACAAAUAACGAGUUUGGCACGGGAAACACAGGAGGGGACACCUCGCAAAACCUGUCACACACCCUGCCAACUGCUACACCAAAGUCCUCAACUGACUGUUCAACUGUUGUUGAACAACAGUUCUCUUCUUAGCACGGAAAUGGAAAAGUCAUUCCAUGCCAGUGCACACUUGUCAAAAUCUUUUCCUGGCCAGGACUCUACAAACCUUCCAGCAAAGAGAGAAACAACAUCAAGCAGCUGGGCAGGAGCUCUGCAGUGCAAGUGCUUCAUCUGCCCUGCACAAGCAAGACCAACAGGAGAACAUUUCCAGCACCAUGGACAGUUCAGAUAUCGCUCUCCCCGGAUCGU